AUGCUGAAGCUUGAGAAGUCCCUUGAACACGAUCGCCUGGGAUCGACCAUGUUCUCCGUUGGCGAUAUCUACAAACGAGUCAAGGACUACAAGCAACGGCUUGGCCUUGUGAAGGGCAAGUUCUACAUUGCCAAGGUUGAUGUACAGGCUGCAUUCGACACGAUUCCACAGCAGGCGAUAAUAGAUCUAAUGGCCUCCGUCCCGACUCACAAACAGUACAAGAUCAUAAAACACGUUGAGGUAAAGCCAAAUGACAGUGGGACAUUGACCGGCGCAGCGACCACCAGAAGGUGGCACUCGUCCGCGAAAGCAGCAAAGGAUGCGUCGCUGUUUGUGGACAUGAUUCGAAAGAGUCUAGCACCUAGCAGGAAGAACACGAUUUUCAUCGACAGUGUGGUGCAGAAGGUCCACCAGUCUAAGGACCUGCUCACGCUGAUGACGCAACACAUCCAACAGAACCUUGUCAAGAUAGGCAAGAAGUACUACAGACAGAAAGACGGCGUCCCGCAAGGCUCUAUCUUAUCCUCGCUUCUAUGCAAUUACUUCUAUGCGGACCUGGAAAGGCACCACCUGGAAUUUCUGCAGUCAAAAGAUUGCCUCCUCCUCCGACUUAUCGAUGACUUUCUGCUUAUCACAACCGACAAGUCUAAGGCGAGCAGAUUUGUCCAGGUCAUGCAUCAGGGAAUGCCCGAAUAUGGCGUGACCGUGAGCCCGCACAAGAGCCUCGUCAACUUCGACCUAGACAUCGACGGGCUCUCAGUGCCUCGACUUCCGGAUGGUAGCACCUCCUUCCCCUACUGUGGCACGCGUCUCAAUUGUCGGACUCUUGAAAUAGCCAAGGACCGUGCGAGCACCAGGGACCCAGUCAUCUCCAACGCUCUGACCGUUGAGUUUGCGCGCCUGCCGGGCCAGAACUUCAAGCGGAAGGUCCUCAACGCCUUCCGGAUCCAGUCGCACCUCAUGUUUUUCGACACGACGCACAACUCUCCGCAGACGACCUUGAAGAAUAUCUAUGAUGCGCUUUACGAGACCGCGACCAAGAUGUGGGCCUAUGCGAAGUGUCUCCCGCGGGAAAGGCAGCCCGGGACGCAGCUGCUAAUACAGACUAUAAGGGAGCUUGUGGACGUGUCAUUCUUGCUGCUCACUAGCAAGUCAAGGAAGGCAAGGUAUCCGGGAUAUGAAUGUACCGUUAAGAAGACGCAGGUGCUCUGGCUCGCCUUGCAUGCUUUCAAGCGGGUCCUGGAGAAGAAGCAAGCGCGUUACCGGGAGUUCCUUGCCUGGCUAGAUGUGGAGAUUCGGAAGUUGGCCGUCAAGAAGGAUGGAUGUGUCAAUAUUACAUUGUAG
Molecule: messenger RNA, 1344 nt
Organism: Phaeoacremonium minimum UCRPA7
Lineage: Eukaryota; Fungi; Ascomycota; Sordariomycetes; Togniniales; Togniniaceae
Product: putative telomerase reverse transcriptase protein
Exons: 2
Coding region: 1-1344 (447 amino acids)
Biological process (GO): telomere maintenance via telomerase
Cellular component (GO): telomerase catalytic core complex
Molecular function (GO): telomerase RNA binding; telomeric repeat DNA binding
Source: RefSeq, a predicted model, not a curated record